Messenger RNA from Tilletiaria anomala UBC 951, 1594 nucleotides. RefSeq names its product FMN-linked oxidoreductase. The record is from RefSeq and is a predicted model, not a curated record. The transcript has a single exon. NCBI's taxonomy places the organism in Eukaryota, Fungi, Basidiomycota, Exobasidiomycetes, Georgefischeriales, Tilletiariaceae. Gene Ontology annotation, molecular function: tRNA dihydrouridine synthase activity. Bases 246 to 1319 code for a protein of 357 amino acids.
AUCAAGUUUCCAGCAUGAUGGUGUCAGUCCGCCUUUCGAAAUGGAUGUCUACUCUAAAAGCCUACUAUCAAGCGACGACCCUCUUCGAGCUUCACGCCGCGAGAGGCGAAACGAGGCGCUCUAGCUCAAGCUUCGCUCAUUGCCAAUGAGAGCUGUGUUAUCGUGCGCAUUCUUUUGACCCCUUGCUCGGCAGAUUCCAGGGCUUUCGAUCCCCAGAGCAAAGGUCCAUCCCUGCGUCACUGCCUAUGCCGACAGCACCAAGGCUCGACAACCUCGGUCACGAUGUCGGUCAAAAUGAUGUUGAGCCCAAUUCUCCACCACGUUGGCACGCACAUUGGGCGCGAGAGGCUACUCGGUACAUCGCAGCACCACUCGUUAAUCAAAGCGAUGUCGCUUUCCGCCUGCUAUGCUUGCGCCACGGCUGUAAGAUGACCUUCACGCAGAUGUACCUCGCCAACGACCUAAUCGGCGACCCUGCUCUUUUUCGCCAACUACGCCGAGAGCUAGAGCUGGGCCGGAAGCUACGGGAAAAGCAAGAGAAUUUUCCGCAGAUUGUCCAGCUAGCUGGGGAUGAUCCACAGCAACUAUAUGAUGCUGCACAAUCCCUCAGUGAUCUCGCAGACGGCUUCGACUUGAACCUCGGCUGUCCCCAGCGCCGCGCACAGAAAGGCCACUACGGAGCAUACCUGCUCAAUCUGAAAGACUGGCCGCUGGUCAAUGCCCUAGUCCGUUCGCUGAGCCAAGUUGGCCUGCCGGUCAGCGUCAAGCUCAGGCUAUGCGAACAGACAGAAAGGACGGCGGAGCUGGCACUGCAGCUAGCAAACAGCGGUGCGAGUAUGAUCACGCUGCAUGCACGGCACGCCUCCACCGCUCGGCGUCGAUAUGGUGCCGCAAGACUUGAGGUCGUCGCAGAGAUUGUGAAGCGGAUACAGGAAGCUGGACUGGCAGAUUCGGUUGUCAUUAUUUCGAACGGCAACGUGCGGUCGCUCGAGGACGUCCGCCGCAACCUCGCAGCAACUGGAGCAGACGGCGCAAUGGUCGGAGAACAUCUCCUUGAGAACCCGGCGUUGUUCUCCGGUCAAGAAGUGCAACCCCUCGAGCUUUGUCGACAGUAUCUGUGGCUUGUAGACCAAGUCGAGCAUGCAGACGGUGCGGUACCGCGUCUCGAGUACAUCAAGCAGCACCUGCUCUACAUAAUUGACACCGACCGCUUUCGGCCGCCGAGCAAGGAACGAGCGUUCAUGGUCAACGACAUCAAGGCGGCCGGUAGCCACGAUGCAUUGCGCGACAUUGUCAAUAAUUGCAAAAUUGCUUCCUAGCGACACUAAUACAGACGGGCCGUCGGCACGCUAAGCAUUCAUCGAUAUAGAUCUUUGAGAUUAUGGCUUUGUUGCGUACCCGAGGUAUGAACCGCCCAUGAAAAACAUAUCCUGUUUCCAUACAUCGAUAAAAGCUCCUGGGCCUUGCUUGAUCAGCCUGCGGCUGAUGGAUAGCGGGUUCAGGCGGAAAGUCGGACGCAUGCCAUGCUGCGCUCCGGAAGGGCAAGGCUCUAAGCCAGCAUCUUGUAGUGCCCGUCGAAGCUCUGUAGGCGUUA